AUGAAGCAGCAUAACAUAAAUCCGAAAGAAGAUGCCAGGACGGUAUUUGAAGUUCUCAAAAAGGGUGGAAUUGCAAUCAUUCCGGCUGAUGUCGGCUAUGGGAUUGUCGCGAUCGACCCCGAGGUCUUGAACCGGAUUUUCCUCACCAAGCAACGUCAACCAAACAAGCGACACGCCAUGAUAGGCAGCUACGCUCUUCACUGUGCCCUUCAUGUACUUUCGCCAACCCAGAGAAGUAUGGUCAAACUCUUGAGCGUAGAUUUAGAUGUCCCCAUUGGAGUCGUUGCCCCAUACCAGUCUGAUCAUCCCAUUAUACGAAAGAUACCUCCCGAAACGUUGGCACAGUGUGUCGUUGCGGGAACCGUUGCAAUGCUGGUCAAUGGUGGUGCAUUACAGGAAGAACUAUCUCGACUGGCCACCACAGAGGAACUCCCUUUGAUGGGGUCAUCGGCGAACAUGACAGGAAAAGGAACAAAGUCUGCAGUCGAAAAUAUUGAACCGGAGAUUUUGAGUGUGGCGGACAUUAUUAUUGACUACGGGAAGCAAAAGUUCCACCACCCUCGACUCUCCUCUACCAUGAUUAAUUUCACAACAUGUACAGUUUUGCGAUAUGGUGCUUGCUAUGAUGUGCUACAGGAUGCUCUAAGGCGAUUUUACGGGGUCAGAAUACCUGAUGACCCCGGAAAGUCAGUUUUGCCCUCUGGCCAUAGGGUCGACAAGACAGAUACAUUCAACUAG
Penicillium canescens is the source of this 738-nucleotide messenger RNA. RefSeq lists its product as uncharacterized. Gene Ontology annotation, biological process: regulation of translational fidelity. Gene Ontology annotation, molecular function: double-stranded RNA binding; tRNA binding; nucleotidyltransferase activity. The transcript has a single exon. Bases 1 to 738 code for a protein of 245 amino acids. NCBI's taxonomy places the organism in Eukaryota, Fungi, Ascomycota, Eurotiomycetes, Eurotiales, Aspergillaceae. Gene Ontology annotation, cellular component: cytoplasm. The record is from RefSeq and is a predicted model, not a curated record.